AUGAGUACUGGUGCCUCAUCAUCAACAACUUUCCCAAUAGCAUCAACUUUUAAUAAUCCGGCUCCAGGAAAUACAAAUCAGAUCAAUAACCAGCCAAUUAGUUCCACACCCACAGUAUCUAAUGUUCAGUUAACUUCAGCAAAUCCAACCACACCUUUGUCAACGAAUGCUGGAGCCCCUCCAAAAGCACCGAGUAUAACAUCAACAAUGACUUUUGCACCAAUAACGGUAACUUCUAGUAAUCCGGCACCAGGAAAUACCCCUGAUAAACCGAUUAGUUCAACACCUGCAGUAUCUAAUGUUCAUAACCAAAAUGGUAAUGUCGGUAGUAUUACUUAUAGUAAUCCGUUAACAGGAAAUACAAAUCAGACUCCUAAUAAGCCAAUUAGUUCCACACCCGCACCUAAUGCUCUGUUAGCUUCACCAAAUCUAAACACACUUUUACCAACGAACACUGAAGCCUCUCCAAAAUCAUCAAGUACAACUUUUGCAAUUACGACUACAACUGCCACAAUGUCAGCACCAGUGACGGUAACUUAUAGUAAUCCGGCGCCAGGAAACACAAAUAAGAUCAAUAACCCGCCAAUUAGUUCCACACCCAUA
This is a messenger RNA of Ambispora gerdemannii, 603 nucleotides long. NCBI's taxonomy places the organism in Eukaryota, Fungi, Glomeromycota, Glomeromycetes, Archaeosporales, Ambisporaceae. The record is from the annotation of a GenBank genome assembly.